Messenger RNA from Sclerotinia borealis F-4128, 1110 nucleotides. NCBI's taxonomy places the organism in Eukaryota, Fungi, Ascomycota, Leotiomycetes, Helotiales, Sclerotiniaceae. The record is from the annotation of a GenBank genome assembly.
AUGAAGGGAUUCUCCAUGAGCGCAGCAUCCAAAAACGGUUCCGCCAAAUCAAACGGCAGACCACAGCCUAAAUCGGGCUUAGGAAAGCGCCCCCGGAGCUCCUUCGCGCACAACGAUGAAGAUUCCGAGAACUCGGAUCAUGGCACAAGCGGGAGAAGAGGGAAACACGAGGUCGUUACAGGGUUUGCGGAUGGAGGUGUUAUCAGAGAGGGAGAUGAUAAGAAGGUGACGGCGCCGCUGGUCAUACCGAAGCAGGAGAAUAAGGAUUGGAAGGGAGAGGCUAGAGAUAGGAUGGGAAAGGGAGGAGCAGGAGGUGCGACGAGAGGCAGGAAUUUACUGCCGGAAGAGGAGCAAAAGAGGAGGGCUGGAGCAGAACAAGGGGGGAGUGCGGAUGUUGUUGAUGGGGAUGAUGGGGAGAUCAAGUGGGGAUUGACUGUGAAGAGUAAGGUCAAGGAGGAAAUGAAUGACGACGAGGGAACGAUUGAGCACAUGAUAAAGGUGGAAGAAGUGGAACAGAAGCCGAAAUUCAAAACAGAAGACGAACUGGCCGUUGAGGCAUUAAUGGGCGUGGAAUCGAAACGAAAUGGGCCAGAUUUGGUUAUUGUUUCUGUGAAUGGGAAUGGAAAUGGAAAUGAAUUGAUCACAGAAGAAGACGCGUAUAGGAAAGCCAUCGCAUCAGCACCGGAUAUUUCGACAUUAGAAGACUACGAGGCGGUACCAGUGGAAGAAUUCGGAGCGGCGUUAUUGAGAGGGAUGGGCUGGGAUGGCAAAGAAAGAAAAGGCGGCAGAAAGGAUGUUAAGAGGAGACAGAAUUUACUAGGCCUAGGAGCAAAAGAACUGAAAGAUGCAGAAGAAUUAGGGGCAUGGGUGCAGAAGACAGAUGCUAAAAGAUUACGACCUGGUGGUUCAUCACAUUCACAUAGAGGAGGCGAUAGGGAUAGGAAGAAGAUAGGUGAUUACGCCAGGGAGAGAGAUGAAAGAAAUCAUCGCAGAGACAGAGAUGAAGGUCGAAAUAGGGAAAGAGAUGGUGAUCGUGAUGGUGAUCAUGAUCGAAAUAGAUCAUAUCGGAGGGAUAGGGAUAGGGAUGAUUAUAGAGACCGCAAGAGAUGA